Molecule: messenger RNA, 411 nt
Organism: Protobothrops mucrosquamatus (brown spotted pit viper)
Lineage: Eukaryota; Metazoa; Chordata; Lepidosauria; Squamata; Viperidae
Gene: ZFYVE27
Product: zinc finger FYVE-type containing 27
Exons: 5
Biological process (GO): neuron projection development; vesicle-mediated transport; endoplasmic reticulum tubular network formation
Cellular component (GO): endoplasmic reticulum tubular network; growth cone membrane
Molecular function (GO): metal ion binding
Source: RefSeq, a predicted model, not a curated record
GACCUAACUCCUGGUAGUGUGGAGGAAGCAGAGGAAGCAGAACCUGAUGAUGAAUUCAAGGAUGCAAUUGAGGAGGAAGAUGACAUCUCUCAGGGCUCAGGAGAGUUUGAGCUUGGCCUUCCUGACAACUCCUUUAUGAGCAAGAAUGAAGUGAUUCGUAGCAAGGUGUCACGGUUGACAGAACGGCUGCGCAAACGCUACCCAACCAACAACCUUGGAAACUGUGCAAGUUGUUCUGCCACUUUCUCUGUCUUGAAGAAGAGGCGAAGCUGCAGUAACUGUGGGAACAGUUUUUGCUCCAGGUGCUGUUCUUUCAAAAUUCCCAAGAGCUACAUGGGGGCUACAGCCCCAGAUGCCCAGCGGGAGACUGUCUUCGUAUGUGGGCAGUGUAACCAAGCACUCACCAAGUGA